CGGCACCAGCUGUGUGGAGAAAACGAGGGGCGGGAGGUUCUGCUACGUCCUUGCAGGUGGAGGCGGCCCCGGGGACGGCACCGCACAGGCACCUCUGGGCCAGGGCCAGCUCCUGCUGCCCGAGGUGCCGAGGGCCGCUCGCGGCGCGGAGCAGUGCGACCAGUCGCUCCCAUGGGCAGGGCGCCCCCCGCGGGCCGCGAUCGCUGCCAGCCCCGGGCACCGCGGGGAGGCCCAGCGGAGCCUGCAGAGCUCCGUGGGGCCCGGCCGCCAGCGACUGUGAGGCCAGGGCGGGCCGGGGCAUGGCGCGGCAGACGGACAGCACGGAGGCGGACGAGCUGGCCAACGCCGCCGCCCGCGGCGACCUGCAGCGCCUCAGGGAGCUGCUGGACGGCGCAGCGGACCCCAACGCCGUCAACUCCUACGGCCGGACUCCCAUCCAGGUGAUGAUGCUGGGCAGCACGCGGGUGGCCGAGCUGCUGCUGCAGCGCGGAGCGGACCCCAACCGCCCCGACCCGCGCACCGGCUGCUUCCCGGCGCACGACGCGGCCCGCGCCGGCUUCCUGGAGACGCUGGCGGCGCUGCACCGCGCCGGGGCGCGCCUCGACCUGCCCGACGGCCGCGGCCGCCUCCCCCUCGACGUGGCGGCGGGGGGCCCGCACGGAGUGGUGGGCCGCUACCUGCGCCACCCGCCGCCCCUCGCUUAGACUCUUGUGCGACCACUCCCCUAAUUUAUUGUCCGCGCUCGCUUCAGGAGACUCGAAGUCGAGCAGCAUUCACGCGUUGUAAGUAAUUCCCGAAUCGCGUCUCCCGACUCGGACGAACGAAAGACCAGAGGGAUACGUAUUGUUUUGUACGCUAUACUUUGCACGUGUCUGUAUGUUAUCCUACACUUGAAAUCUACACACCUCCACGCCGAGCGUUAUUCACGCGAGAGUCCAAAACACUGUGAAGAGUAAUAAAUAUGAAGGAAAACCCCUGCAGAGAGGUGGCACAAUAAACCCUUCGUGUUUUCACAGGA
Molecule: messenger RNA, 1018 nt
Organism: Columba livia (rock pigeon)
Lineage: Eukaryota; Metazoa; Chordata; Aves; Columbiformes; Columbidae
Gene: CDKN2B
Product: cyclin dependent kinase inhibitor 2B
Exons: 2
Coding region: 300-704 (134 amino acids)
Biological process (GO): negative regulation of cell population proliferation; regulation of cyclin-dependent protein serine/threonine kinase activity; regulation of G1/S transition of mitotic cell cycle
Cellular component (GO): nucleus; cytoplasm
Molecular function (GO): protein kinase binding; cyclin-dependent protein serine/threonine kinase inhibitor activity
Source: RefSeq, a predicted model, not a curated record